Molecule: messenger RNA, 1761 nt
Organism: Pseudophryne corroboree (corroboree frog)
Lineage: Eukaryota; Metazoa; Chordata; Amphibia; Anura; Myobatrachidae
Gene: UBA5
Product: ubiquitin like modifier activating enzyme 5
Exons: 12
Coding region: 403-1596 (397 amino acids)
Biological process (GO): protein ufmylation
Cellular component (GO): cytosol; cytoplasm
Molecular function (GO): UFM1 activating enzyme activity
Source: RefSeq, a predicted model, not a curated record
GGGAUCAUAGGCAGUAUAUGCCGUGUGCCAUAGAGUUUCCAUGUCACGCAAGGUGCUUGGUGACAGAUCACAACAUGUGACACACCAACUAACGCAGGACUACUACAAGUCGCAGCAUGCCCGGUUGUAUUUGUAUUCCCGCAUGUUGUGUCAUUACAGGAUGAGGGAAGCAGCAUGGAGCAGGACGCGGCCCCUCCUCUUCCUGGCUGCAGACGUGUCUCUAUAGCGCAGCUCAGCAGCUGUCACACAUCGCACUGGUACCCCGGCUACCGGCAUCACUGUGCUCCUGUCCAGCGCCUACGUACCGGGCAGCAGCGCUGUGCCACUCCUCCCCCUACAUCACACAGGCCACGGCACCACCGAGCAGGGCCCCCAGCCUCCUAAUCCCCUGCGUGCACUGUGAUGGCCUCUAUAAGGCUGCUUGAGGAGCUGCGGGCUCGGGUUCGGGAGCUGGAGGAUGAGCUGGGCAGGGUGAGGAGGCAGGAGGCCCACAGGGGAAAGAUUGAGAAGAUGAGCGCAGAGGUGGUGGACUCUAACCCGUACAGUCGCUUAAUGGCUUUAAAACGAAUGGGAAUCGUUGAGGAUUAUGAGAAAAUCCGCACAUUUACCGUGGCUGUAGUGGGUGUCGGUGGUGUGGGCAGUGUCGCUGCGGAAAUGCUAACAAGAUGUGGCAUUGGUAAGCUACUGCUGUUUGAUUAUGACAAGGUGGAACUGGCAAAUAUGAACCGACUCUUCUUCCAGCCACAUCAGGCUGGUCUUAGCAAAGUUGAGGCUGCAGAGCACACAUUGAGGAAUAUAAAUCCUGAUGUCCAGUUUGAGGUUAAUAACUACAACAUAACAACUAUAGACAACUUCCAACAUUUCAUGGACAGAAUAAGCAAAGCUGGUUUAAAAGAAGGGGAACCCGUAGACCUUGUACUUAGCUGUGUCGACAACUUUGAAGCACGCAUGGCAAUUAACACUGCAUGCAAUGAGCUUGGUCAAGUGUGGAUGGAGUCUGGAGUCAGUGAAAAUGCAGUGUCUGGACACAUUCAGCUUAUUAAACCUGGGGAGACGGCCUGCUUUGCGUGUGCACCUCCGCUAGUGGUUGCAGCAAACAUCGAUGAAAAGACAUUGAAACGGGAAGGAGUCUGUGCGGCAAGUCUCCCAACAACAAUGGGGGUUGUGGCUGGAAUACUAGUACAGAAUGUCCUUAAGUAUCUCUUGAAUUUCGGCACAGUGAGUUUCUACCUGGGAUACAAUGCCAUGCAGGAUUUUUUCCCAACCAUGGCCUUGAAACCCAACCCCGACUGUGAUGACAAGUACUGCAAACAACGGCAGAAAGAAUUUAAGUUAAAAGAAGCUGCAAAACCGAUACCAGAAGCUGUAGCUGAAGAAGUGUUGCCGGUUGUACACGAGAAUAAUGACUGGGGCAUUGAGUUGGUGUCAGAGGUCUCAGAAGAAGAGCUGAAAGAGGCUUCUGGACCGAUCCCUGAGCUGCCAGAGGGAAUCACUGUGGCAUAUACAAUUCCAAUAACGAAGCCUACGUCCGGAGUCACAGUGGAAGACUCGGAGCAGAGUCUGGAGGAGCUCAUGGCUCAGAUGAAAAACAUGUAACUCAUCGUUUGAGUUCGUGACUGUUGAUCCCAUAGGCUACAGAGACACUGUUUAAUGCAUUCAUAUUGUUCUGCAUCGGUUUUCUGGCAGCGAACUACAGAAGUUAUACCCAUCUCAAAUUGUACUUACUCUCUACUAAUAAAUGUUGCUCUAUAUUUAAAUAUA